Messenger RNA from Octopus sinensis (East Asian common octopus), 469 nucleotides. Its product is annotated as AN1-type zinc finger protein 5-like. Bases 107 to 469 code for a protein of 120 amino acids. The transcript has a single exon. Gene Ontology annotation, molecular function: DNA binding; zinc ion binding. The record is from RefSeq and is a predicted model, not a curated record. Lineage: Eukaryota; Metazoa; Mollusca; Cephalopoda; Octopoda; Octopodidae.
AUACUUACACCAGAACAGUGCAUCAUCAUCCAAAGUGAACUAGUUUAUCCUUGAAACUAAAUAUCUGAGUCCAAGGGGGAGUUUUUUUGGAACAGGGUUACUGGAAAUGGAACAGAAUGGUAAUCAAAAUCUACCUACAGGAACCCUUUGCCGAAUGGGAUGUGGGUUCUAUGGAACUGCUGCUCUUGACGGCAUGUGCUCCAAAUGUUACAAAGGUGCUAUAAAAAGGAAACAGAAUUCGUCACCUGUAAGUGGACGUAUUAGCCCGACAGGUGAAGGGGAUAAAGUGGUCAAUGUGACUGCUUCCCUUGCCCAAACUUCUCUAGGACCAUCAAGUCAAGAAAUCUCAUCAACACCUAGUAUAGUUGAAGGUGCAACUGGUGUUGAUACAUCGGUUAUCCCUAGUAUAAAAACUGCCACACCUACCGUACCUGUCUCUAAUUCCAAUCAGGAAAAAGAUAUUGUAUAG